Stegastes partitus (bicolor damselfish) is the source of this 7063-nucleotide messenger RNA. It is a transcript of the gene alms1, whose product is annotated as ALMS1 centrosome and basal body associated protein. NCBI's taxonomy places the organism in Eukaryota, Metazoa, Chordata, Actinopteri, Pomacentridae. The transcript is spliced from 18 exons. Gene Ontology annotation, cellular component: cytosol; centriole; centrosome. The coding region runs from base 66 to 6881 and encodes 2271 amino acids. Gene Ontology annotation, biological process: regulation of centriole replication. Gene Ontology annotation, molecular function: microtubule binding. The record is from RefSeq and is a predicted model, not a curated record.
GAUACGAGGAGGAGGAAGCGCGCUCACAGUGGCGGACUGUCAUCAACAACAACAAUACCAGCAACAUGGACCCUCCAGAGAGGGCCGUUGCAUCUCCUCAGUUGCCAGCAGAUGACGGUGUGAGUCACUCUGUUGGACAAACAUCCAUAAGCCACCUGGGAGACCAAAGUCAGAGCAGUGAAAACCAGGACCAGAGGCAGCCCAGGAUGGAAACGGAUGGUCUGGAGCUUCCACAGCCAGGGGGACAGUCUUUGCAGCUAGACUUUCAGGACAGUAACCUGUCUCCAGCCCUUCACCUGCUGCCUGUAAACUCUGGAGUGGAAAACACUGAAUAUUCUUUAUUCCAGCAAAGUGAUACAGAAUUUGCCCCUUUACGGGCAUACCCUGACGUUUCCAUGGCAUCAGAGAGGUUUCACUUUCCACUUCUGGAUCGCACAACUCAGGCCUCUGAGUGUGGCUCGUUGUCCCAGCACCCUCUCUCCCAGGCAACCAUCCUUUCUGAAGAAGGAGCAAGCAACAGCUGCUCUCUUUUUCAGCACAGUUUAUCACCCAGGGACCAAGACAAACAAGAGGACACCAGUAGCAGAAAGAAGGACCCAGAGGCCCGAACUGACCUUCCAGAAGAACUAGUAGGAGAGGUGGCUGAAGAUGAAACUUUCUUUUUGAGUAAGGAUGUUCGGGCCCAGCAUCUUUUGGACCUCCUGCAGAAAGACGUCGACAUGCCAAGCAGCAGUAGCAGCGCUGUUUCCUCUGCGUCUCAGACUUUUAUGAAGGAGGAGAUGACUGACCAGAGGAUGGUUACAAGAGAAGGUCCUCCAGGUGAAGCAGCUUUUCCUCAACAGCAGCCACAACAACCUGACACAGUUUCAAACCCUGAUCAAUCCCAAGCACCGUUAUCUGAGCUCUCUAACAUCACUAUGGGUUCUCGCAGCACUCAGCCUGAUGACAGCAGUGAGGCGUUGCACAGAGAGCUGCUUUCUGAAGUAGAGAGACGCAGCAGCCAUGAAGCUGAAUCCAAAAACAAACAGCAAAAAACUCCUACACCACCCGCUCAGUUUCAUCUCACACCAUAUCCCAAAGAGAUGUCUGAAGGUCAGCCAAGUGCAAUUGGAACCAAUCACGGGGGUGCACUGUGGACCGUACCAUUUUCUGCUGGUGUUGAAAGAGUUUACAGAGAGCAAGAUCUCUGGUCCUCAGGAAACCAAACAGGGAUUGAUGGUUCCUACCUGGGUUUUCUUCCACAGUCUCAAUCCACUCCAGGGGUUUUUAAGUCCCCGACCAAAUCCAGUGCCAAGCCUAGAUUAGGGCAACUUUCAGCCAUACAAUCUAAUACUGAGAACUCUUGCCAGUCAAGCACCGGGAUCUCUCCACAGUCAGCUGACGCCCAUCAAACAAACACAGCAAAUCAAAGCCAAGACGACGCUACUUCUGCCAAAGUCCACUCUCUUCCAAGUCUCAACUACAUCGAGAAAGUAGAUGCCUGGAGGGCAAACCAGAGCUCAGGCAAGACUUCAUUGUUUGAUAGUUUGGCACUACAAGGAUUUUCUGGCAUCUCUCCUAAAAAGAAAGCUUAUGAUGCAGUAUCUGACACGUUGAAUCGCAUUCUUAGUCAGCAGGUUAGGGGUUUACAACAGCCUCUUGUUUCAGGUGCUGCCAGUCAUAAUGUCUUUCAGGGCUCCUCUGCAGUUCCCUCCGGCUCUUCUUCUCCAAGAAGAGGGGAGGCAGUGGGCAGCGCUCCCAAUGAGAAGGAUAACACUGGACCUGCAGCACCGCCUUCUCCCUCACCGUUUGCCCGAUCACAGUCCCACUCCUCCCUCAGCACAGUUGUCAUGUCUGUUCUCAAAGACCAGCAGACCGACGGGCCUCCAGAGAAAGACAAGAGUCAGAGUCAAGACGAUGCUCAUCACCAUCCAACCACCGCAGUUGAAGCUUCGGCUCUUAUGAGCCUCGGUCGCUUCAGUGAUGUGUCGCUGGAUCGAGAUUUGACACUGUCGAGUUCCCAGGAUAGUUACAGUGAAGUUAAAGUAGGAACUUCCAUUGGAGCGUCCUCGAUUGUCAGCCUGGAUAUUGAUAACUACGCCCCCUACUGGACUUCAAAACUGUCGACACCACCACCGAGGCAUCGGGAGCUCAACAUCGAUGAACGAAUUCCGCUUUAUCUGCAUAAUCUGGGUAUAGAUCAGUCCCCCUCAACAAUCUUAACUCCAUUUGCACCCAGAGGACCAAUCAGAGAGCCUGAAUUCUCUCCCACUGAUCUCUGUACAACUAAAGGAUCUAUUGGAACCCCAACCAAGAGCGCUCAACCCUCUGAGGGCAGCAGUCCCCAUAAAGGAGAGUAUUCCAGGUCCAGCAUUCUGUCGGUGGACUCAAGUAUCUCCAUACCAUUCAGCCUGGACAGUCUUGGUCCGACUGUAUCUCUCCCAGAGAGGGUCAGACGGACUUCAUCAGAAACAGAAGCUAACCAGAGUGAACGCAGACUUGCAGUUUCCUCUGAGCCUGAGGAAGACUCCCAUUCCUCCGUACUGCAGCACAGCCAGCAGCAACAGGGCAGUAAUUUAACCAGCAGCCAGAAGAUCGACCAGCCAGGAGACGUGUUAGACUCUGACGUCUCUUUUGCUGUCAAGUCGAGAAGCGGGGAAAGAAAUGUGGAGUUGAAAACAAGUCGUAGUGUUGAACAAAAUACGGAAGAAUCUUUUGUCAGCUCAAAGGCCUUGUCUGAAAUCCGUAAACUGCUCUCUCAUGCAGAGAACAUGUUUUCUACUGGGUCUUCUGCAGCUUCCUCAGCCUCCCCUACAGCGCCACGUCUUCUCUCAGAUCAGGACAUAUUCCUCUCACUGAGGAAGAAAACCAGCAGACUCCACGACUCCUCAGUCUCCUCCUCCUCUUCAGCUGGAGACCCCAAAACUCAUUCCUCAACGCUCUGGGCCAGAUCUUCGUCCGACUCCAUGCUGAUGUCAGAAAAACUGAGGCAAAGCUCUGUCGGUCGAGAGAGUUUGACUUCAUCCUGGCAGCCUGAUUAUCCGUCCACACAAGCUCCUGUUACUGCCGUGGUUGCAUACGAAACAACACAAGAUAGCACCAUUAGUAGUAGUGCAGAGACGUCCCUUGUCCUCUCCAAAUCAGCCCGGAGGACAGAACCUGAGGGUUGCAGUGCUGCACCUCCUGACAAAGUCCCACCUCAGCCGGCAGUCAACAAGCCACCACCAGCUUUAGGUGCACAACAGCUCACCUCUACUCCUGCAGAUACAGCGGAGGAGGAGGAGGAGGAGGAGGAGGAAGAGGAGGAAGAGGAAAACACAACACCUAGACGUCCUGUACAAAGCAGCUCAUCCUCGCCCAUCCUUGAGGACGCUGAUCAGGAAGUGAUGAGUGAUGGGAGCAGCGGGAGCUCGCUGGCAGUCAGAGUGGCCAAGUUACUGCAGACUGAAUCUCCGGCCACCAUGAUGUCCAGUACUCCACUCAGUGUCACAGACCAAGAGGAGAGCAAAGCCAGAGAGUGGAUAAAGUUGAAGAUAUCAGGACAGCAGUGUGAGCCUCUGGAGUUGCACAAAGAAGACAGAAUGCGGAUUGAAGAGAUCAAGAGAGAGCUGCUGUUAAAAAACCCUAUAAAGAGCCAGACAAGCACUGAUACAGAGAGCAGUGCAGCGUCCAGUUUUAAAGUUCCAGAUGUGCACGAUUCACCUCCGUCUGCAGAGACAUUCACUGCCCUCAGUGAAGCCAACAAGCAGCCAAACCAGCCACCGCAAAGCCUCAAUAUGAAUCUUCCUGACUCCAGCAUGCAGCUACAAAACUCUCAUCGCCCGGAUCUGGAGGCUAAAGUCUGUGAGAUUGCUGCCAGAGAAGGAGUGACCCUCCCUAAUAAAAACCGUCGGGCCCUCACAUCCAUCACCAUCGCCACCUGCAGGCGCUCUACCUCCCCGUCGCCUUCCACUUCCCCUGCACCUCCCCUCAGCCCAACCCCAGAGCCGCUCCACCUGACGGAGCUUCACACAUCAGCAACCAACAUCCAGCUUCUCCCAAAUCUGGCUGCAGAGCUGCAACCUGAGUAUGAAGCAAAUAUGAGUUUGCACAUCAGAAACCAAAAUGUGACUCCUCAGUCUGCACCAGGGAGCCAGAAGAGGCAGGACACUGUGGGGGGGCAAUUUGAAGAAUCUCCUUCACCUUCAGAGAGUUUAGAUAAAGAGGAUUUGACCAUCAAACACGACAACACACAGUCGCUCAGGCGAGAUCUCAAGUUAUCUGUAGUUGGUCAUGAAGCAAAUCAGGCCACAGCCUCAUCUGAUGUUAAAUCUCCUACCAGGACAAGUCACAUCUCACAUGUCCAUCUCACUUUAUCCCCCAAAACUACCCGUCACACUUCUACCCCUGCUGUCCAACCCAGUGCUGCUCCAGGGCUGCCACGUCCAGAAUUUGUCCCCCUCAGACACUCCCCGUCUGCUGCCAUCAGUCCAGACGAAGGUGUUGGUUUGUCCAGUCCACCUGAGUGGUACGACACCAGAGAGCCAGUGAGACAACGAGUGCCUGAAAGAUCCGACACCUCCACCGUGUUUAAAUCUGUUGGGCCUCAAGACCGAACGACCUCCACAUCCACACAGUCCUUGACAACGCUUGUGAGAUCUGACAUGUCAUCAAGGCCCUUUACCACUAAAGCACCAGUGAAAGAGGACUUCAUGCGCCUUGCUCUCCCUCCUACUUCAGUGCCGGUCCUGCUGCCUUAUAAACCUCGUGGCAGUGAGGAGCUCUUCUAUGUCCCUCAGACAGAAGCUGAUGUCUCAUCUACAGAAACCUCUGACACCACCAUGGAGAGCUCCCACACAGGCUCAGACGACGCCGUGCCUCCUCGCUUCAGCAGCGAGGUCCUCGGACACCAGGACCCGGGUUUGGAUCGCGGAGUCACCAUCAGACACUCGGAGGGAAUCUACAGCAAGAGGCUGAAAACUACUGCCGUUAAAAUGCAAGAACCUGCACACACAGAUCCCUCUGUCGCUACAGAUAGAAGUUCAUCACCAAGCGUGAACCAAACUCCAAAUGCCUCCUCUCAGGUGUCAGCUGCCUUUAACCGAGUGCCUUCAUCGAGCAGCCAAGAAGCCUUCAGGAGAGACCAGGGGACGAGUCCGAUCCAGUUCCUCCACUAUGAUCAACCACAGCCCGGCUGGGACAGACUUCAGCCAGUUCAUGUGGAAAGAAACUACGACAAGGUUAGCAGUCAGGUGGUCCAGACUUCUAUAUCUCAGACCAGAGGGGAGCGAGACCACCAGAGGAGGAACUCCGACCUCCAUCGAUCCACCUCCCAGCAGACCAGCAGCUCUCUGGACCAGCUGUGGCAGAAGUUCUGUGAGCAGUGGACCACGGAGGAGUCACGUCCAACCAGAGAAUCGGAGACUUCGCUGCUGGAGCGUCUGGAGCGUCUGUCUCGCCUUAUUCAUAGCACAAGAGCUGCUAAUGUUUCUGCAGUACAGCAGGAGGAAGACCAUGAUUCAGAACAAAAGCUAGGAAGGAGGAGGGAGGAAGUGACAUUGAAGCAGAAGGAAAGAAAGAAGGAGAGGAGUGGUGAGGUCAGAAGAGGUAGAAAAGCUGAACCUCACAUCCAGCUGAGGCUUCAGAAAGAAGAAACCUCACAUCCUGCAGAGGACAACAGCCGAGCCUCCUUCUCCUCCAGCUCCUGCCUCAGCCAGCACCUCUCCCCUGCAGAAUCGGAGACCCCGUCCACAGCAUCCGGCUCCAUGUCCUCUGUGGACACAGCCCGGCUGAUCCGAGUGUUCGGCGCCGACAGAGUCCAGCACCUGAAAAACAGCUCCAGCCUCAGCAAACUGUACAGGACGAUCGACAAGCAGAGAGACGGGAGGGAACAGAGGAGAGGAAGGAAUUCAGCCCAUCAUCACAUCAUCACACCAUCAGAGACCACCGGCACCGAUGAAUCCGUUGCUGCUGAUUCUACGUCAUCAACCAGCACUUACACCGUCCCGUCACACCGCGGCCCGUCCAGGACUCUGGCGGCUAAGAAGGCUGUUAAACUGGUCAACAAAGGCGUCCAGGCAGGUGACCUGGAGAUUGUUAGUAACGGGACUCGACGACACACCAGAGAUGUUGGAACCACGUUCCCUUCACCAGGUGAUACCAGAGCUUUCAGUCAGAUCACAUCUUCUUCAUCCAGCGUAGGAAGAGGAGGACGAGGAGGAGGGCAGAGGAGCCCCUCUAAGACUCAAAGCACCCCAAAACAGAGAAAGACCAAGAGGAGUCCAUCAAAGCCUUACCCUGCAGCUGUUUCGUGGUUCAUCUCUGCUGACAGCCUGAAGUCAGAGUCCAGGAAGGAGAACCAGCCGGCGGAGGAGCAGUCAUGGAGGCCGAGCACCGCCUGGUUCGAACCGUACAGCAGAAUCCAUCCCUGGAGGGAGCCGCUCAGACAGAGACAAGUCCACGAUGACAGAAGCAAACAACAAAGUUACGUUCAUCAUGCUGAACCCGAACCAGAUCCUAGAACCAAAUCUGGACUGGCACGUGUCUCUCUCCAGGAGGCUCUGGAGAUGCGUCGUCCAGAGUUCAUCUCUCGGUCCAGGCAGCGGGUGAAGCGUUUGGCUCUGCAGGUGCAGGAGAGGAAGCUUCAGGACGUCUUCAGCAGAGAGAGAGACCAACUGUUGGACUAUCCAGGAGGACCAGGGAGGCUGCCGAGGCCUGCAGGAACUGCUCUGCUCAGGAGGGCCGUUCCCAGGAAGGAGAUGAUCCAGAGAUCCAAACUGAUAUAUGAGAAUCUGCCAGAGGUCCAAAUGAGGAGAGAGGAGGAAAGAAGGAGAGCAGAGUAUCGAUCUUAUCGACUGAACGCGCAACUGUACAACAAGAGAAUCACAAACCGUGUCCUGGGCAGAAGACCAGCAUGGCAGUGAUCAAACAGAACGAUGACCCGUUUUACUGUAGAUAAAAAUCUGUGAAUCUUUUUUUACGAUUUUAAUACAAAACUACCUAUUUUAAACAUAAUGCUGAGAAGUAGAAUUCUACUGACAUUUUUUACUUGUCUGGAUGACUUGAAAAUGUGUUUUAAUGUCAAAAUAAACAAAACUUCUGCAGA